This is a messenger RNA of Pongo pygmaeus (Bornean orangutan), 6010 nucleotides long. RefSeq names its product kelch domain containing 8A (gene KLHDC8A). Gene Ontology annotation, molecular function: protein binding. The transcript is spliced from 6 exons. The coding region runs from base 1473 to 2525 and encodes 350 amino acids. NCBI's taxonomy places the organism in Eukaryota, Metazoa, Chordata, Mammalia, Primates, Hominidae. The record is from RefSeq and is a predicted model, not a curated record.
UGGUUGUGAUAUAUACUGUGCUAUAGUUUUGUAAGAUGUUGCCACUGGGAGAAACUGGGUAAAGGGUAUUUUUUCUUACAGCUGCAUGUGAAUCUACAAUUUUCUCAAAAUUAAAACUCUAGUUUAAAAAAUAUAUAGACAUAGAUCUAUCUAUCUAUCUGUAUAAGAAACUGAGGCUCAGAGUAGUUAAAUAAUUUUCAGCGGCAAGAUUCAAACCCAGGUCUUCCAGCCUCCCAAGCCUGGGUGUUUCAAGACUUGGCUACAUUUGAGAGAACCAGGUAGGAGGAAGAUCCCAUCGGCCUUGCAGUCCACCAGACCAGGUGGUUCUCUGGCCUCAUGGGCACCUUUGUUACUGGGGACUACUGUCCUGUAAACGGUAUUAGAGGGUGGCUCGCAAGGAUUGUCUGUCAAGCCCUGCGAGUUGGUGCCGAGGACGGAGAUUUGAUCAUCAGGUUUCCCCUUUCUGAAGCUUGUGAAGGGUGAUGGUGGCGGUGGUGGGUUGUGCAUGUAUGUGUAUGGCAGAUGGAAAAACUGCCCGUGUGUGUUUGUCUAUGUUGGUGUCUCUGGCUGUGUCCACAUGUCUCUCUGUGCAUCAUUGGUCAGUGUCUCUGUGGAUGUGUCUAUUUCGGUGGGGGAAGGGCGAUGUGUAAGUUAUGCUUCUAUGUGCAAGUGGGUGUAUAUGUUAUAUUUGAAAGUACCUGUGCCAGGUCUGCGUGCAUCACACCCACAUAAGUUGUUUCCAUGAGGUUAAACUAUAUGAUAAUACCUCACCCCAAGCAAAGCUGGCUAUUGAGUUAGCUGGUCAACUGAGUCUGUGUACUGUAGAUAAACUGGGUAAUUGGCCUCUCCGCCUCUUCAACCAAAACAAACACAAAAGCCCGCCCCCACACCGGAGGGAGUCUGUGCCCGUCAUCUGGGUGCUUGGUUCUAGUGCCCUGCUUUCCUUGACCCCCUGUAGACAAGGUAAGCGCUUCCGCGGCGGGGCUUCUGUAAAGAGGUCACAGCACGCUGUGUCCCGGGACGCACGCGGAUUCCUGCACAGGUGUGGUGGCUGCGGAUGGGGACGGAGUGGAGCAGGCUCGCCGACCUCCUCCCUGGCGGCGGCUCCGCUUCUCCUUCCUGCUGUUCACUUCAUCUCCUCAUCUGCAUGUGUGACAGCGGCGCGCGGACUGGGGAAGGACAGAGCGCCCUCUCCCCGGUUCCCGUGCAGCCGGGCGGGGGCUCCGGGCUCCCCGGUGAUGCGUCGUCUGCGCCUCGCCGCCGCGCUCCCCGGGCCUGGCAGCGGCCAGGCGUGGACGCCGCCGGACCGCUGAGACUCGGGGCACGGUGAAGCACUGGCCCGCGUCUGGCUGGGGCCGGCGCUCGGGAGCCAGAUGGAGGUGGCGAUAGGGGCCGUGGGAGCCGGCGCCGAGUAGCCGGUGGACCCCCGCGCUCGCACCUCUCCCGGCGCCCGGGCGCUCCCCGAGGCUGCCAUGGAGGUGCCUAACGUCAAGGACUUCCAGUGGAAGCGCCUGGCGCCACUGCCCAGCCGCCGGGUCUACUGCUCCCUGCUGGAGACCGGGGGCCAGGUCUAUGCCAUCGGGGGAUGUGACGACAACGGCGUCCCCAUGGACUGCUUCGAGGUCUACUCCCCCGAGGCCGACCAGUGGACCGCCUUGCCCCGGCUGCCCACAGCCCGGGCAGGGGUGGCCGUCACCGCCCUGGGGAAGCGGAUCAUGGUGAUUGGGGGCGUGGGCACCAAUCAGCUGCCCCUGAAGGUCGUGGAGAUGUACAACAUCGAUGAGGGCAAGUGGAAGAAGAGGAGCAUGCUGCGUGAGGCCGCCAUGGGCAUUUCUGUCACGGCCAAAGAUUACCGAGUAUAUGCGGCAGGCGGGAUGGGCCUGGACCUACGUCCACACAACCACCUCCAACACUAUGACAUGCUCAAGGACAUGUGGGUGUCCCUAGCACCCAUGCCCACCCCGAGAUAUGCUGCCACCUCCUUCCUCCGAGGCUCCAAGAUCUACGUGCUGGGGGGACGACAGUCCAAGUACGCGGUCAACGCUUUCGAGGUCUUUGACAUCGAGACUCGCUCCUGGACCAAGUUUCCCAACAUUCCCUAUAAGCGGGCCUUCUCCAGCUUUGUGACCCUGGACAACCACUUGUACAGCCUGGGAGGCCUGCGGCAAGGUCGCCUCUACCGGCAGCCCAAGUUCCUGCGGACGAUGGACGUGUUCGACAUGGAACAGGGGGGAUGGCUGAAGAUGGAACGAUCAUUCUUCCUCAAGAAGCGGCGGGCAGAUUUUGUGGCCGGCUCUCUGAGUGGACGGGUCAUAGUGGCUGGGGGACUUGGGAAUCAACCCACUGUCCUGGAGACGGCGGAAGCAUUCCACCCAGGGAAGAACAAAUGGGAGAUCCUCCCUGCCAUGCCCACACCCCGCUGUGCCUGCUCCAGCAUAGUCAUCAAGAACUGCCUCCUCACCGUGGGAGGUGUCAACCAGGGUCUGAGUGACGCAGUGGAGGCCCUGUGUGUCUCUGACUCCUAGCUGUCUCUGGGCUCAGUACCUUUGCCCUGGACCAUAUCACUUCACUCUUAACAUGAGGAAUGAUCUUGUCCAAGCAGUCGGGGCUACUUCUGAGAAUGUCAGCUCCUGUUAGCAGCCAGUGGAGCCUGGCCUUGGGGUUCUAAGUUGACCUCUCUAUAGCUCCAAAUCCUACCAAUCUCAGAAAAGUGUAAGAGGCACAGAUGACUCCACCAGCUGCAGAGCUGACUCUGAAGAGAGUCUCCACUUACUGCACAGACACAGAAAGGCACAGGAAUAUUUCCUACCUCUCCCUCCUGUGAGUCCCACCUCCCCCCACCCACAUCUCCAGGAGGCAGGUAGAGCAAUUCUGACCGAGAGGAUAAACUGCUGUUGCUGUCUUUCCUCAGCUCUGAACUAGUUUUAAGGUUGCUUAGGAUGAAAAAUGGAGAAUGAUUGGGGGUUCCAAACCCCUUUCUUCUCCCUUGGCUUAUAUCUCUUCACCAUUUGGUGGUCAACUGUGGGCCUACCCUGGACCUCAUCUACUCAGCGAGAAUUGGACAUGAAGCUAGAGGCAGCUGCCUUGGAAGGGAAGUCAGGCUCACUUGGACAGCCCAGGCCAUGGCAGGAAGAAUCCCUUCCUCUUGGGGUCCUUGGUGGGCAUGUGAUAAUGGGGAAGGAGCAGUCUCCCAGCCCUGGGUCUGCUCCCCACAUCUCUCCUAAUUCCACUUCACCUUUUGCCACCCCCUCCCCACCAGAGGCCUAGCCCUUUUGUCAGCGAAGGCCCCCAGAGUGUUUCUGUGUGAAACCCUCUCAUUUACACUGUGGCAUCAAAAUCCACAAAAGAUGGAUUAAUUGCACUCUGGUUAAUAGCAGCAGCACAAUGAUUAAAAUCUAUAUUCCUAUCUUCUCUAGCACCCUGGUGUGGGGGUGGGGCAGAAGGGUGUUUUGAGGGGCAGGGAGGACCCCAUAAAACAAGCCCUCCGUCAUUCUCAGGCUAGGUAGGGCCCCCAGUGACCACCUGUUCUUGGCUGUCCCCUCUGAAGAGCUCUGCCUUCUCACAGCCACCACCAGUUGCCCCACUCCCAGGAAAACAGCACAUAUUCUUCUUCUCCUGCCUUGAGACUGCAUGUUAGUCUUCCAUUCAGAACUCAUCAGCAGCUUAGUCCUUCUUAUGUCUAGUCUCAGUUCAUUCAGCCAAAGCUCAUUUUUGUCCUAUCCAAAGUAGAAAGUGUUCUUUUAGAAAACUUGAAGAAUGUGCCUCCUCUUAGCAUCUGUUUCUGACUCCCAGUUAUUUUUAAAAUAAAUGAUGAAUAAAAUGCCUGUCCUGAAGGGUUCUGGAGGAGUCAGUAUCACUCAUCAGGUGAUAGUGUAAUUCUUUCUCCAGGAGGCAGGAACGGAGGAGGAUCACCUAUCUGGAUCUGAGGGGUCCAGGGAGCCUCCUGGAGGGAGGGAGUGUGACAUCUUCAGCUGGAUCUUCAGGGACAAGUGGAACCUGGGUUUUUACAGGAUACGGAUUUUUUUCCCCUCCCUUUCUCUGGGUACUUGGACUUUUUCCUUACUUGGGUCCAAGAAGGGCACUGCCACCUGCUGGCCCAGCAUUUCCCUUCCCCCUCCCCGGGUUGGGAGGCCUCCUGUAGCCGCUGCUGCCCCCUAGUGAGGAAACUGCAGAGAGGCCUCCCCUGCUGCUUCUGGAUCCCUGUAUUUGAGUUCAGCCCCUGAAGUAACAGAUAGAAACAGGAGCUGGAGGAGCUGCAGAUACUAUAAGGGAUGUUGGAACUAUGCGUUAGGGGAUGCUCUUCCAAAGGCAUCCUGUCUUCUCAAUCCCCUACCCAAGAAAGGUGUUUAGCAACAGGAGUGCCUCCACCCCUUGCAAGAGAAACCCAAGCCUUAUGGGAGGGGGCAUUUCCAAGCACACAAAGUGGUCCCAUAUGCACGGAUAGGGCUGAGCUUUUUUUUUUUGAGACAAGGUCUUGCUCUGUUGCCCAGGCUGGAGUGCAGUGGUGCGAUCAGGGUUCACUGCACUCUCCGCCUGGGCUCAAGCAAUCCUCCCACCCCAGCCUCCCAAGUAACUGGCCCUAGACUCAAGCGAUCCUCCUGCCUCGGACUCUCAAAGUGCUAGAUUACAAGCCUCGGCCACCAUUCCCAGACAAUGAGGCAUUUUUGAAUGGUCAGACGGAACCUUGGGAGUACAGAGAGCUCUAAAAGAUUGAAUUAGCCGCUGGAACCUGUGAGGGCAACUCAGGGCUGGAGCUGGUAUCUGCUGAGGACUGACCCCUUGGAAGUCCAUUCUGGAAAGACUUUAGGGGUGCCUCACUGAGGAAUGAGGGAAAUACUGAAUGUCUGUUAAGCCACGUGGUCCUGUACCUCAUGGUGCUGCAGAGGCAGCACAGGAUCUGGGGUAAGAUGGCCUGGCCCAGGCCUCGCUCCCCCACCCCCAUAGGCUUUCCCGUCCACUUUCCACUGUGGGAAGGCUCCUUACCUUUCCUGUCUUCAUUUCCCAACCUACACAACAGCAAUCAUAAUGCUUUCUCACAGGUGGUAAGGUACUUCCUUCAACCCUCAGAUCAACUCCAUGAGGUAGGUAGUAUCCUCCCAUUUUGCAGAUGAGAAAACUGGGGCUCCAGGGUCACAAGCUCAUAAGUGACUGAACCAGGUCUGAUUCCAAAACUUGUGACCACAGCACUGCAUUGCCUCAUGUGAAACAGCACCAGGAAAGGAAAGAAAAUCAACUGCGCUAUACUAUGUAGGAAGUUCAAAAUGUCUCAAAAUCUAGACGGAUUGAGACUGUUUCCUAAGGAAUGAGUGUGAGUAUUCGCAAGGAAUGGGUGAGAAGGGCUUCCUAAUGUGAAAUGGGCAUAGAUUAUUCCUAAAUGUAUACUCCCAGGAAAGUUCCCUUCUAACUUUUUCAUUCCAUUAUUUAACAUUUAACACCUAUUCUGUGCCUGGCAUGGUGCUAGAUUCCUGCCCUAUAGAAGUUACAUCUUGGGAGGAAGACAGGGGACCAUGGCUGCCGUUACUGUUUGAUCAGUGUCAGCCUUUGCUAGUGCAACUCAGAGGCACCCCAUUCAGGGUGGUUGCAGAGAGCUGAGAUGAAUUGAAGAGUUCAGUGCAGGUUUCCAGGAAAUAAAUCUCAAACUUCACUUUGAAAGAAGAGGGAAUCCAGGUGCGGGGGCUCACACCUGUAAUCCCAGCACUUUGGGAGGCCGAGGCGGGCGGAUCACCUGAGGUCAGGAGUUCGAGACCGACCUGACCAACAUGGAGAAAUCCUGUCUCUACUAAAAAUACAAAAUUAGCCAGGCAUGGUGGUGCAUGCCUGUAAUCUCAGCUACUCGGGAGGCUGAGGCAGGAGAAUCACUUAAACCCGGGAGGUGGAGAUUGCAGUGAGCUGAGAUCACACCAUUGCACUACAGCCUGGGCAACAAGAGAGAAACUCUGUCUCCAAAAAAAAAAAAAAGAAAAGAAAGAAAGAAAGAGAGAAAGGAAAGAAAGAAAGAAAGAAAGAGAAA